UUUGCGGAAGUCCGGUAGAGUCCAAUUCGUAUAUUUAACACUGUUUUAGAUUACACUGUCGUGUGCUAUUGUAUUCUCUAGGUCUUAAGAGCUUGUAUAUUAAAGAAAGAAAUAUGAACGGUUAUGCAACGAUUUAUAAGAUCGUAUGUAUCACAUUGACGUCAUCCUUCAUACGUGCGUCGUCUGAUAAUUGUCCCGUGAUGGAGUGCUGGUUUGUCCAGGAGAAGCCCGGGAGAGGGGGCUUCUCUGCACCAGUAACGCAGGAGAAGUCUGUCAUGUAUAUCAGAACGGACUCCGGUGAUGACAGCAUCACGCAGUUAAGCCCCCCUGCAGACAUAGACCUUACGAGGGUCUACUAUGUCACUGACCCUGCUGCUACUUUCUGCCGUGCUCCCCUCCACCCAGCAGAGGGCUCUGUGAAAAAGACACAGUGUGAAAUUAACCCGUUCUUACCUCAACCAUCCUUGGUCAGCUGGGCUACUUCGCUCACUGAAUCCGGCCAAAGCCCCAUUCACCUGCAAGCUGAUUGGUUUUCAGUGGCUGCACAAGGAUCAGAUGGGCAGUUGGUAAUGUCCGCCAUCAUGCGUGCACCCUCGGGAUCCAAAGAACCUCAAGUCAUCCUCAGCAUCAGCAGUAGAACUGCAGCUGUUCGCUCUCGUCUGGGUGAGCAGGUGAUGCUGGACUGCGGCUUCUGGGUGAAUCCCUCCUCUCCGCUCGCUGGCUUGGGCUUCUCUGUGGAUUGGCGCUACCAGUUCCACGGAGAAGGCCGCCUGGUCUUGGCAUACGAUGGCAAGAAUGACCGGCUGGCUGACACCGCCGAGACGGACGCAGUGCUGGACUUCAGUGCCCUGCAUGAGACAGGAAAUGCAUCACUGAUCCUGGAGGAAGCACAAGUGCGCCACUCGGGCACCUACAUCUGCACUGUUUACCUGCCAAACCUGCUGGCACAGGUAUCAAUUGACCUGGAGGUCGUAGAGCCCCCUUCCCUCUCCAUCUUUCCCUCCCCGCUCCCUCUCAUCCUGUCAGGCCAGGCGGUGUCAAUGCAGUGCGAGGCUUCAGGCUUCGUUCCCCUCUCGCUGGAGCUGGGCUGGGAGUUUGUUGGGGCUGACGGCCAGUCACGGUCUCUGGGCCAGGGCAGUAUGUCUGGCCACAAGCAGGCCUCGGACGGCACAUACAGCCAGAGCAGUCGUCUGGAGCUGGACUCAUCCAGGCUGGGACUGGGCCGUGGUGGGGAGGUUACCUGUGUGGCCAAACACACAGGGGGCACCAGGAAGGCCAAAGUGACCCUCAAUGUUAUUGGUGUCAGUGCCCCAUCUAUUGAGGAGUCUAUGGUGAUGGUUGCUGUUGCCUUGGGCCUUUAUGGUCUAAUAAAGGUGUUUAGUUGGAUGUUCAGCUCUACAGGUUCAAGCAAUGGAGAUACAAAAGAUAAGAAGGAGAAAUGACCUUGAAACCAGCCAGCUGGCAACAUAAAAUGAAACUGAAAGUGUUAACUCACGCACACAGAAGCGCUAUCGGAAAGAAUGGUUGCCGAGGGUGGACGAACAUUUGAAAGAGUACACACUGAAGACAAAUUACACUGAAUUCUUCUGGAUUGCAUGUUUGUGGAUUAAUCCGUGGGAGGAAUCACUAUGAAACUGGGGCGCGUUUCCCAAAACCAAGUUAGCAACUUUGUUGGUUGCAACGCACCCCAGAAUAGGACCGGCUCAAACUGCUUUGUGUUGUGCAUAGGACUGGAUCAGCAGCAUGACAAGACCUCCUUUCUCUUGUCGGGGUGUUGCUGAAAUCCCUGGUUCCAAGUCAUAGGCCUACUCUCCAGUUCCCUUGGCCGGUCUCCCACUGGUAAUGCUCACCUCUCCAAGUUCACAUUCCCCUUCCGCCAGUAUACCAAUAAUUCACUCUCCUUCUGAAACUCAUACAGACAUUCUCUUUUCUAAAAUAUACAGUGUCUCUUUAUUUUUUAUUGUCAUUUGGAUUAUUCUGUGAACAGAUCAUUUCCUCAGUUGUUAAAUGAAUUUGCUAUUUAUGUUAUGUGUGUGAAGAUGUUUGAUUUGAUUUAAACUAUCACAAUAUAUGAUUGAGAUGUAUGAAGCUUGUUUGCGUUGUUUGGUUUAUGUAUAGUCUAGCUAUAACUGGUUUAAACCUUGAAUUGGCAGAACAUACUGCCUGGAACCCACAAUUUUCUUAAUUUAAAAUAAAAUGUCAGAGUUCAUGUUA
This is a messenger RNA of Sardina pilchardus (European sardine), 2214 nucleotides long. Its product is annotated as tapasin-like. NCBI's taxonomy places the organism in Eukaryota, Metazoa, Chordata, Actinopteri, Clupeiformes, Clupeidae. The coding region runs from base 114 to 1442 and encodes 442 amino acids. Gene Ontology annotation, molecular function: MHC class I protein complex binding; TAP complex binding. Gene Ontology annotation, cellular component: membrane; MHC class I peptide loading complex. The record is from RefSeq and is a predicted model, not a curated record. The transcript is spliced from 8 exons. Gene Ontology annotation, biological process: peptide antigen assembly with MHC class I protein complex; antigen processing and presentation of endogenous peptide antigen via MHC class I.